AUGGCGCUGGCAAGCAGCAGCGCUGGCGUCUCUUGCCGCGUGUGGCUUCCAGACUCCGUGUUGGCGGCUGGGGCGAAGUUGAAAGAAGCACUGGAAGGCACCGGCAGUGCCAACAUCGAGCACCUCCGCAGGAAGCACCUUGGCGCCAAGUUCAACGUGAAAGGCCAGCCUUCCACGGAGCCGGCACCAUGGCGACGCCUGCACGUGGUGGUGACAUGUCCCAAUGUGCAAAUGCUUGCGAAGGCGGAAGCCGACGUUGUAGACCUGUGCGAAACAGCUUGUGAUGUUGCUGCUGAUCUCCUUGGGCUGACAGACGACCAGGUGCAGGAUGCCUUCGAAAAGAUCCGGGUGGAAAGGCAGGAGUCUACCAGGAUCGACGGGGCUCACGGGGCUCAGGGCCUCAUGCCACCGCUGCCGACACCGAUGCCUCCUCUUUUUCCCAUGCCGUUUGCAAAUUCAUUGCCUAUGGCUUCCAACUCCCUUUGGCCGGAGGAGGCACAUGAACCGCAGGUCUUGCCAUCUGCCUCUGCGUCUGGCCUGUGGGCACCAGACUCUGUGGACACACCUUCUACCAGCCUGCUGGGGCAGCAGGUGCAAGGGCUCGGCACAACUCCAAAGAGUACGGCCCCUUCAGCACCUACAACACCUACACCACCUACGGUGCCAACGCAACUUCCUCCACGACCCAAGGUGCGGGGAGUUCCCGCAGCCUUUGCCGUGCGGCUCCCUCGCACUGUAGAGCCAGUGGUGCUCCCGACGCCGCCGGCUGCGAUGCCAUGUCUACCCAUGACGCCCUCCACUCCAGUGCCUGUCAGAUCUGCACCAUUGCGGAUGAUGGAUGCAUCUCAUUCAUUGCCUCCACCUCUCACUGCGCCAUACCUGGGACCCCUUGCAGCAGCCAUUCCAUCAGCACCACCCCCGCCCCCUGUCAACUUCACCCCGUCCCCGUCACCUUCAACUGCAACGGCUGCACCACCUGGCGGUCAUCCUCACACUUUGGAUGCCCAUCUUGAGGUGGCAAGACUGGCCCAGGCAUGGCUGGAUCGGGGCAGCCGCAGGUCCGAGAAUGAGAAGUCCAGAAAACGGGCUCGGACUAGAUUAGAGUCCGAUCCUUAUUUGGUUCGUGAGAACCUAGCAGAGGAUCCAUACGUGGUGAUGCUGAAGGAGGCAAAUGCCGAGGACGGCACCGCGUCAGCUCCUGUGGCGGAGGAUAGCCUGAUGCCACCUCCAAGCAGCGUCGUGGCACACAAACGCAAGGCCAAGAUGCAGACAGUGCCUGGCCCAGAGACAGUUUCCCAAGAGGCAGUGAUGGUUGAUGGAGAAUCUUCCAAGUCGAACUCCUCGGCCUCGGAAUCUGAAUCGGACUCCGAAGGAGAUGAGUCGGAGGAACCUGAGGAUGAUGAGGUGGAGGAAAUCGAGGACAUGCCAGUUGCUUCAGUGCCAAGCACCGGAGCAAAGGUGGGAAGCGAGGCAUUGCAGGCCCCAGAAGAGAAGCUGCAGCUCUACAAGCUGGGCGCCAAAUGUUGCGACGUUGCGGCGCAUUUCGUGGGUGGCAGCGAGACCGCUCUCCCUGAAAGCCGACGGCUGGACAUCGAUCAGCGAGUGCGCCUGGAGCAUUGUCGCAGGCAUCUGCAGUGGGCGGAAAACCUCACCACGGUCUGGCAUUUCUCCUUGUUAGAGCCUCGGGAGAAGGAUGCCUGGGCGGCCCUUCGGAAUUAUUUUGUCUCCCGCAAGCGCGUGGGGCUGGCGGAAAUGCCUCGAAGCGUGGUGUACAUUGUGCCUCCAGACCAAGAGUUCCUCUCAGAGUUGGGUCUUCCUUCAGCUGCUGAGAGCCUGGCUGGAAGCCUGCUGGGUCUUCAGGUCCCUUUGUACCAGUCAGAGAACGGCGAACAACUGGAAGAUCGAGCCUCGCAGGUGCCAGACACAUCUGCGGAGCAUUCCAAGCAGCCGGCAGAGUCUCCUGCAGAGCCGUUGAUGCAGCGCCAGGAUGGCGAUGUCGGAGAAGACGGCCCUCCGCACAGCCGCUGUGACGAGACUGAAGAGGAGGCAGCGGAUUCCAAAGAUGCAGUUGUGGAGCUGUCAGAGACGAAUGGGAACCAAGAAGUACAGCGCACUGGCGAGAAUGAGGACUUAGAUGCAAGCGCCAUCCCAGCUGAGGAGGACAUCUUGGUGUAA
Molecule: messenger RNA, 2175 nt
Organism: Symbiodinium natans
Lineage: Eukaryota; Dinophyceae; Suessiales; Symbiodiniaceae
Source: the annotation of a GenBank genome assembly